Messenger RNA from Neopsephotus bourkii (Bourke's parrot), 2872 nucleotides. It is a transcript of the gene ADD2, whose product is annotated as adducin 2. The transcript has 16 exons. Gene Ontology annotation, molecular function: actin filament binding. Gene Ontology annotation, biological process: barbed-end actin filament capping. The record is from RefSeq and is a predicted model, not a curated record. The coding region runs from base 172 to 2301 and encodes 709 amino acids. Lineage: Eukaryota; Metazoa; Chordata; Aves; Psittaciformes; Psittacidae. Gene Ontology annotation, cellular component: plasma membrane; cytoskeleton; postsynaptic density.
GAAGGAGCUGGACCUGCGCGGGGGGGGGGGGGCCUUUGUCAGGAUGCUCUGAGGAGGAGGAGGAUGCUCUGAGGAGGAGGAUCCUGCCACCCCCUGACGUUCGCCCUUCGGUGGGGACCCUCCCAGGGAAUUCAAGCCUGGAAAAGGCUCCCUGCUUCCCUGUGAGCCAGGAUGAGCUCCGUGGCCAGCCCCGAGCCCCUGCCCGAGCCCCCCGGCCCCGGGCCCCGUUACCUGGAGAGCUUGGCUGAGGAGGACCCCGAGUACCUGCGGGAGCGGAACAUGGCAGCGGACCUGCGGCAGGACUUCAACAUGAUGGAGCAGAAGAAGAGGGUCACCAUGAUCCUGCAGAGCCCGUCUUUCAGGGAGGAGCUGGAGAGCCUCAUCCAGGAGCAGAUGAAGAAGGGGAACAACUCGUCCCACAUAUGGGCCCUGCGGCAGAUCGCUGACUUCAUGGCCACCACGUCCCCUGCCGUCCUCCCCACCUCCCCCAUGGGGCUGGCUUCGGUCACCCCCAUCAAUGACCUGCACGGCCCCGAGGCACCGGCGCUGGCCAAGGGCGAGCGGUUGAUGCGCUGCAAGGUGGGCAGCAUCCACCGCCUGCUGGACCUCUAUGGCUGGGCCCAGCUGGGACACGCGGCUGUCACCCUACGCGUCAGCAAGGAACAGGAGCAUUUCUUGGUGGCCCCACAGGGGCUGGCAUGCAGCGAGGUGACAGCGGCCAGCUUGAUCAAGGUGAACGUGCUGGGGGCCGUGGUGGAGCAGGGCAGCACCAACUUCACCCCGGACGCGCGCAGCUUCAGCCUCCACGCCGCCAUCUACGCCGCGCGCCCCGAUACCCGCUGCAUCAUCCACCUGCACACCCCGGCCACGGCUGCAGUCUCGGCCAUGCGCUGUGGGGUGCUGCCCAUCUCCCGCGCCGCGCUGCUGCUGGGGGACGUCGCCUACUUCGACUUCAGAGGGGAGGUGGAGGAGGAAGGGGACCGGGUCGAGCUCCAGAAAUGCCUUGGCCCCACCUGCAAGAUCCUGGUGCUGCGCAACCACGGCGUGCUGGCACUGGGGGACACGGCCGAGGAGGCCUUCUACAGCAUCUUCCACCUGCAGGCGGCCUGCGAGAUCCAGGUGUCGGCGCUGGCGAGCGCGGGGGGCACGGAGAACCUGAUUGUGCUGGAGCGCAGCAAGCACCGCGCACACGAGGUGGGCUCCGUGCGCUGGGCGGGCAGCACCUUCGGGCCCAUGCAGAAGAGCCGCUUGGGCGAGCACGAGUUCGAAGCCCUGAUGAGGAUGCUGGACAACCUGGGGUACCGCACCGGGUACACGUACCGCUACCCCCUGGUGCAGGAGAAGAGCAAACCCAAAAGCGAUGUGCUCAUCCCCGCCACCGUCACUGCCUUUGUGUUCGAGGAGGAGGCCGCCCCCGUGCCCGCGCUGCGGCAGCACGCCCAGAAGCAGCAGAAGGAGAAGACGAGGUGGCUCAACACCCCCAACACCUACAUGAGGGUCAAUGUGGCCGAGGAGCCCCAGGGCAGCGCUGGCAGCCAGAAGACAAAGACGACGUGGCUGAAAGCAGACGAGGUGGAAAAAGGCAGCAGCGGGACCCCAAUCCGCAUCGAGAACCCCAACCAGUUCGUGCCCCUCUACACGGACCCACAGGAGGUGCUGGAGAUGAGGAACAAGAUCCGGGAGCAGAACCGCCAGGAUGUGAAGUCAGCCGGACCCCAAUCCCAGCUGCUGGCCAGCGUGAUCGCAGAGACCAGCCGCAGCCCCUCCACAGAGAGCCAUUUGGGAGAUGCAGAAGCCAAAGAAGCAUCCCAGGAUGAGGCCCCCCCGGAGCCGGAGCCCCCGAACCCCUUCAGCCAGCUGACGGACCAGGAGCUGGAGGAGUACAAGCAGGAGGUGGAGAGGAAAAAGCUGCAGGGCGAGAAGGCUGCUGUGGCCGAGGAGAGCCAGGCUCCCCCUGCAUCCCCACCGCAGAGCCCGGCCCCGACGCCUGCGGAGCCCGCGGAGGGUGACAAGAAGGAGGAUGGGGACCGAGCGCCGGCUGAUUCUGCUGUUGAGAAGGAGCCGCCAGCGGUGGUGAAUGGGAAGGACGAGGAGCAAAGCACCGAGGAAAGCAAAGCCGGGGAGCGGACAACGUCCCCUGCCAACACCGACACGGAUGCCCCGAAGGAGAAGGAGACGGUGACCAGCAGCCCCGUGUCCCCUGAUGGGUCCCCUUCCAAAUCGCCCUCGAAGAAGAAGAAGAAAUUCCGGACCCCAUCUUUCCUGAAAAAAGGCAAAAAGAAGGAAAAGAUCGAAUCCUGAGUGUCCUCCGAAGCCUCCAGCCCGGAAUCCGCUCCGGAAGGAGGCACCAAAGACGCAGGCAUGGCUCCUGCAGCUGAAAAGCCGGGAGAUGAGCUGUUUCCUUGGGUAUUCCCGGCACCAGGCACCUCGUCCCCUCGUCACCCGCUUAUUGGAGGCGGUCACUGAGCUUCGGAAAGAUUUGUGGCCCCUGUUUGCUGCUUGGGGAAACACCCACCCGCUGCGAUGCUCCUUCUCCCUUCUCCUUCCUGGGUACCAGCCCCUUUCCCAGUCCCGGAUUGAGGGUUGGAUGUGGGGUGUUUGCUCCCCCCUUUGUGAAUUGCAGGGCGCAGCUCGGAUGUGCUCGGUUUGGGGAAGAAAAGGGUGUUUUUUGUUGUUCUUUUCCUACCUUUUUGUCCCAAGCUCCACUGGAAUGGCUUCACACAUCGGGUGCUGCUUUGCCAAGGGAAUUGGAUCAGAAUAGGGGGGGGUUUGCUCUUCCUGAAGGAGAGGCCAUAGCCUUGUGAGCCUUUCCUUUAUGGAUCAUAACCUUCCUCCUGGUGGGCUGGAGUCCCCUUCUCCUGGUGCUGCUGCC